AUGAGUGCUAUCACCCUGCCAUCCACGCCCACCCACGACGCUAGAUUGGACAACGACCCCGGCAACGCCGAAGACGUGCCCCUAAACGUAGAUUUCGAGCAUACACAGGAGGCUGCUGUAGACGAGAUAGGGAAGCCAGAAGAGCGUAUUGGAGAUGCGGCUGCACAGAUGACAGUAUUGGUUGCUACUGGUAUUUUCACACUCGUAACCUGGGCGAUCGUCUUCGCCAACGAACCGUUCGGUUUGGGAUGGUUUUUUUGGCAUCCUGUUCUGCAGAGUACGGCAAUUGCCUUUUUCGUGUUUGGUAUUUUGACGCUGCAGCCCACUUCGAAGCCUACCUCGAAAGUAUUGGGGUUCCGCCGCCACCAAAGAAUUAUGUUGGGUGCCGGCUUGCCAGCCAUCAGCAUUGGUACGUCCGCUAUGUGGUUAAACAAGACUAUCCACAGUGCUCCUCAUGCUACGACGUGGCACGGUACAUGUGGAUAUAUUACCAUUAGCUGGAUCAUUACACAAGCAUUUAUAGGGGGAGGAAGUGUUUGGUUUGGUGGUCGCCUUUUCGGGGGUAACCCCCAGGCCAAACUGGUUUGGAAAUAUCACCGCUUGUCCGGGUAUUUUUUGCUCCCAAUGCUGUUGUUUACGGCCCAUCUCGGUGGUGCAUGGUCUGACUGGGUGACGACGCACAGCUGGCACUUCCUGCGUAUCAUAGCGUAUAUAGUCUGCCCCAUCCUGACAUUUGUGGGAGUAUUUAUUCGCAUCAGGGUAUCCAAAAUGAAGUUCUUCUGA
Messenger RNA from Fibroporia radiculosa, 783 nucleotides. RefSeq lists its product as uncharacterized. NCBI's taxonomy places the organism in Eukaryota, Fungi, Basidiomycota, Agaricomycetes, Polyporales, Fibroporiaceae. Gene Ontology annotation, molecular function: transmembrane monodehydroascorbate reductase activity. Bases 1 to 783 code for a protein of 260 amino acids. The record is from RefSeq and is a predicted model, not a curated record. The transcript has 7 exons.